AUGCGUAAAGCCUUAACUGCGAUAAAUUAUUUCUUCGUCCGUCAAAUCCGUCAAAUUAUUUCUUCACAUACAAAAGUACCGAACCGGAAAAGAAGCUUCGGAGAUCGGUGCUUAUUGAUGGCCAAACAACAACGAACUCGUCUCUACAUCCUCCGACGAUGCGUCUGCAUGCUCCUCUGUUGGCACGACCACUCUAUUCACGAUUAG
Molecule: messenger RNA, 207 nt
Organism: Arabis nemorensis
Lineage: Eukaryota; Viridiplantae; Streptophyta; Magnoliopsida; Brassicales; Brassicaceae
Source: the annotation of a GenBank genome assembly